This is a messenger RNA of Rhopilema esculentum, 13508 nucleotides long. RefSeq lists its product as uncharacterized. Gene Ontology annotation, molecular function: lipid carrier activity. The record is from RefSeq and is a predicted model, not a curated record. NCBI's taxonomy places the organism in Eukaryota, Metazoa, Cnidaria, Scyphozoa, Rhizostomeae, Rhizostomatidae. Gene Ontology annotation, biological process: lipid transport.
CGGACUUUGGUACUGGAGAAGUGGAUAAAAGCAGCAAGUGAGCCAGGUAUUGCCACUUUCAAAGUAGAGCUGGGCAAGAGAUCGGAUUCCGGUCAAAAUGAAAUUCCCACUCUUGGUGCUGUUUGCCACCGGGGCGCUUUCUGCUCCAUUUUUCGAUACAACUUCGUUCAAUGCCUACUUCUUGGAAGAUGAUUGCUCUGACCCUCGACUGAGAGACGAUGCUACAAGCAUCUUCAGUUAUGCUGGUGAGACAAUUAAUACUGUACAAGGCUCAACUUCGGACAGUACAGGUCUCAAGUUAAAGGCAGUGAUCUACAUUCAUCCUCUUGGAGCAUGCAAAUACCGCAUGCAGAUGAACAACCCUGAGCUCCUUGUGAAGAGCAAGAACAACGAUUUUCAGACUGCUCCAGAGUCUAGAAAAUUCUCCAAAGAGCUUCAAGCUCAAGACCUCGUCUUCCAGACAUCAAGAGGAAGAAUCAACAAAUUGUUCCCCGCUGCUGGGGAGUCACUCCAUAUCUUGAACAUCAAGAGAGGUAUUCUUAGUACUUUGCAGCUGCAGAAGGAUGCUGAAGAGGAAGUAGAUGUCCACGGAAAGUGCAAAGUCAAAAUCACUGAGAGUAAUGGUGUUACUGUUAAGUCAAAGGACCUCUCAGAAUGCAGUGACCGUGCACUCAAUGAGCUUGGACUGCAAACUGCUACCUUUGCGCACAGCAAGAUGCCCAUCAAACCGCUCAACUCAAAGAGUGUAUGCGAAUACAUCACAGAAAUGGACAAGAUCAUUGCUGUUGAGUGCGAGGAAAGCCACCUCUUCAGACCGUUCUCAGCCGGAUACAAAAAACCUGCUGGAGCAAUCACGAAAGUGACACAAAAACUGAAACUCGAAGGCACAAAAGGAAGAGCAGGAUUUGCUGUUGAAACAAAAUCUCAAUCAAAUCCCGUCACAUUGAUCUAUGGUCAUGAGCAGGAGUCCAUGAAACCAGACAACUAUAUUGUGAGCCGAAUCGAUUCAGUCAUGGAUUCUCUUGUCAAAAUGGGAAGCCUCUCUGCCAAGCAAAGUUCUGCACACGAAUUUGUAGAGUUGGUUAAUCUUGUAAGGAAGCUUGACACUAAGAGAAUGAGACCUGUCAUGGACAAGUACUUUAACUUCGAUGCAAGUGAUGCUAAUCUGAAGAGUGCUUACAGGCAAUUCUUCCUUGAUGCCUUGACAUACUGUGGUACCCCGACAUGUGUCUCAACUGUACAUGAUGUCAUCAUCAGUGGAGAUGUAUCUGGUGAAUGCAGAAAUAUGUUCUUGCAAGGUGUCUCCUUGGUUGCUAAGCCAACAAAGCAGAUGAUUCGUGAUCUUCUUAACAUUGCAAAGACUGUCCCAAGUCGCCAGGCUUUCCUUUCGCUGGGAAUCCUCAUGAACCGUUACUGCAAACUCGAUUCUGCAAGCUGCGCUUACAGCAAGUCCAACCCAGUCACAUUUGCUGAACUUUUCUUGGAAGCAAAACUAGGCAACAGCUGUGAAGGCCAAGAAAAUCAUGAACGUGUUGAAGAGAUCCUUAUGGCUAUCAAGGCGAUCGGAAAUGCUGGCCAGCCAGUUAAGGCUAUUGAGACCCUUGUUAAAUGCGCAAUGACAGCUGAGCACAUGAAUGUCACUACUGCAGCUCUUGAUGCACUUAGACGCAUGCCAUGCAACGAGAAGGCUCAGGCAAUGGUAUUAGAGAUGUACGAAGACAUCAAUGUGGACGUAGAAAAGAGGAUCCAAGCAUACAUUACUGCUAUGAACUGCCCAUCUGAAAGUACGCUUGUCAGAGUGGUCAACAAGCUGCAGAUUGAGAUAAGCAAACAAGUUGGCUCAUUUGUAUGGUCUCACAUAAAGAAUAUCCAGGAAUCGUCAGACCCCAAAAAUGCCAGGACCAAGGAACUUUUGUCCAAGAUCCUCGAAGGAAAAGAACUCAAGAACUUUGAUCUUUCAUUCACCAAAUUCUCCAAAGCUUUCGAAGGCUCAAUUUAUUCCGAAUAUUUGAAGUCAGGAGCUACUGUCAACGGUCAUCUUAUUUACAACCCUGAGAGUUUUGUCCCAAGAAGCUCGCUUGUCAGUAUGUCUGCCAAUAUCCUUGAUGUUCCCGUUGAGGUAUUUGAAAUGGCUGCACGAAUUGAGGGAGUCGAAUCAAUUGCUGAGGACUUUUUUGGACCAUACGGCUACUUCCCUGAUGACACCAUUAUGAAAUUUUUCAACGUCAACAUCCAAAAGGAAGAUUUGGAGAAACUAAGGUCAAGGCGCAGUGUUGAUCAAGGCUAUGAGAGUACCGUCAACGACAUUCACCAAAAGGUAAAGAGAAAGAGACAGCCUAAUGGCUUCUUAACAAUGAAAGUUCUUGGUCAUGAAAUGCGAGUCUUUAGCUACGAUGAUCUACAAUGGGCAGCAGGUGAGAUCGAUAACAUGAACGUGAUAGAGCUGUUGUUGAAGGUCGCCAAGGGUGGACACAAAACGUUCACAAAAAGCAUCAUGUUCCUUGAGAUGACACAUACCGUGCCAACUGGACUUGGUUUGCCAUUGAAACUAAAACUUACUGGAUCUGCUGUUGGGUCUCUUGAGAUUGAUGGAAAGUUUGACAUCAGGAACAUGUUCUGGGGACCUAUGGCUCUAGAAGUCAAAGGAUCGCUUAAACCAAGCACUGUCGUUGAAGUAUCUGGCCAGAUGGGCGUCAACAGUCACUACAUUGAUACUGGUAUCUUUGUCAACUCUUCAAUGUACACGUCACAAGUUGUAAAAGGCUCCGUUUUGUACAGAGAAGGUCAACAGCUCAAAAUCAAUGUUGAUGCUCCAGAAAAACCAAUUGAAUUCUUCAACAUCUCCACUACUCCUUUCACAUAUGUUAACGAGGACAUCAAGCUGAUCGAGGGAGCAGAACGACGCAUCAGUCCAGAUUUCUGCAUGAAUUCAACAAUGGUUCUCGGCCUAGGCCUUUGCACAAGAGUGUCUGUGCCAGUUGCAUUCCGUGAUUAUGAAGCCCCUUACUACCCUCUUUCUGGCCCAGCAUCCUUUGGCUUGACACUUGUGAAGGCUGACCCCAAGCUGACGACAUACCAGUUCCUCGUAUCUCUAACCAAGAAACAAAUAACGUCAGGAAGUGAACUUAUUGGUACUUUCCAAGUAGGGACGCCAGGUGCAACAUACAGCCGUGGCAUGUCUGGAAGCAUCAAGUACAAGGAAACAAGCAACAUCAGAGAGCUCACUAUUGGAAGCACUGAGGCUGCUCGCAACGCACAAUUAAAGAUCACUUACCAAAACAACACGAACCGAUUUGAAGUCAACUUUGAUACAAAUGUCUUCACUCCGAAACCGAUCAGUGCUAGGUUCCUGUACUUCAACAGCUCUUCUUACUUGGCUAAAGAAAUGGGUGUUUUGAUGUCUGCAUCAUAUGAUUGGUACACAUUGCAACACGUUACUAAGUUUGUCAGAAAACAGUCCCCGACAAAGUCUUACCUUUUCCACACUCGAACAACAUACUGGCCUAAACGACACUUGACUGGAGAAUUUGAAUACUCGCCGGUAACCGGAAAGAUCAGCAUGAGGUUCGAUUCAAAUCAGUUCAAUCAGCGAGCAGAGUUUGAUGGACAGUACAUCUCAACAGAAACAGAAAAAGGCUUUGAUUUCGCUUUUGCAUACAACAAUGUCAGAAGAGUCUCCUUCUACACUGGCAUCGUUAAUACAGAUGCUGAGAAGAAGUUGGUUUUCAACGUGAAAACAUCUUCAUCUAAGCCAGUAGAGCUUGUUUGGGGAUAUUUCCGCACGAGCAAAGGACACGAAGUCAAAUUUAUUGCCACUGCUUUUGGCAAGAGUGGAGAAAUCUUUGCAGACUACAGUAACCUACGAUCAGGAUGGCAUGGUAUGAACAUGGGAGGGAAGUUCCAGGAACGAGCAGUCGGGCUGACAGCGAGCUACAACAACGAAGGCAGCUUGAGGAAGGAAGCGUGUGUUGUCGCCUAUUUUGACGAAAAGAGACCAGCUAAGACAUGCUUGUCAUUAAAGAACAAAGAGCUCACAUGGUCAAUUGAAGUGAUGAAGAAGACAGCAGCAAUGUCAUUUGUUUUGGACACAACUGCUGAUAGUUUCACAUUGGGCUCCGUUUUGACUGUUCAGGAGAAGGAAAUCAUGAAGAAUGCAUUGGAGAUGACCUACAAAAGCUUGUUUGACAAUGAGUUGAAACUGACAAUGUCUACUUUGAAGCAUUCUGUUAUGUCCAGGAUCUUCUCGACGCCUGAAAGUGAUCAGCUAAAACUGUUUGGUGUUGAAGCUAAAGGGUUUGGUCAGUUGCUUAAGAUGCAAGCCAAGUAUUCCACCCUCAUGAAAAAUGAUGUUACUGUCCGUGGUAUCGUUGUAGAAGGUUGGGUCAACAAGAAAUUGCCAGUCAGCUACACAUUGUUGUUCGAGACAUCCGAUUCGAUAUAUGGCAUAAAGACUAUGUUUGACGCAUAUGAUUACUCAGCUAAAGCAGCCUUUGAAUAUGGCAUGAACAAACUCAACGAACAUCUCUUUGUCACUGAAUUAGCAGUCACUCGCAAACAAUUUGUUUUGCUUGGUAGCAAAACCACGGAAGUUCUGCUUUGGGGUGACAGUGAAAAGGCAUACAAACUGACCUGGGAUUUGACUGUGUGGAACAAAAAAUUCACUUAUGGGUUUGAUGUCAACUAUGAGAACCUGUCUACAGAAACCAAAUCAGAAUAUGCUAUGAUCAUUGGUGCAACGUAUGCGAAGAACAAGCGUUCAACUUUGGCGACAGUUUUCAGCAACACUGAAGCAUCAACACAGCUCUCAAUUGAUGUUAACUAUCUACCGGGGCGGCAAUUGCAGCACAUGAUCACUUACUACAAGGGCGAGAAAAAGAUUGCAGUCUCAAUUGAAUUUUUGCCCAAGAUGUUCGUUACUCUUUCUGGUAGAAUAAACAAGUUCAAUGGAUGGCAGCUGAAAACCGAUAUGAAAUUAAGCUGGCGCAACUUUGAGCGCACUUUCGAUGCUGUCGCCGCCUACGUAGAUCAGACUGAUUUGAAAGGUCUCAACUUUCAGUUGUCAGCAUUCGAACAAGACUUUGCUGUUGGGUCCCAAUAUGACAGUCAGAAAAAGACGCUGAAGACACAUGUCACAAUUCUUGGAAGAACUGCCCAACUGCUUGUGAGAUUCGACAAGGCCCUUGGCAUUGGUAGUGUCAUGCUGGGUGUGGAGAGAAAUAUCAACAAUAGACUGGUCAUGACGGAAUUAAUGAAAACCGUUUUGAAGUUCACCAAGCCCACGCUGUCUUUGGAGAUGAACAUUGGAAAGACCAGCCUCUUUAAGAUUUCCGGCAUCCUGAGGCAGAAAAAAGGCUCAAUCGACUUUGUAGUUAUGCAGAGGUCCAUUCUCAAAACUGAAGCAGUAAUUGAAGGUGAUAGAGUGGUAGCCAACAUAUUUGUCCUUGGAAAGUUGCGAAUGGAGACUGUUGGCCGAUACAACACGGAAACACAGACUGCCUUGCUUAGCUUCGAUUUCUUAAGGAAGAACAUGAGAAUGGUGUUCCGCGGAAAGUGGAACCCUGACUUAAAACAGGUAACAGUUGGCACUGAUUUGUUUGGACAAAGAUUGGGAUUAGAUGCCAGAUUUGACCCUUUCAACUAUGCUGCUGGAUUCCACAUCUUCAACCGAAAGAGCAGAGUUGGAUGGAGUGUUUCCUACAACAAGGAUCUGUAUGCUUUGGUAUUCAAACUGAACUUGGCUCCAAAGCUCUCUGCAAAUGUAUUAAUGCAGAUUAUUGAUGACCGUAUCAUCUCCUUGAAUGUUCAACGAGAAGCAGAAGGAAUGCUGGUGAAUGAAAUUACCAUGAAAUACGAGCUUUCUCCAACUGUCAGCAAAUUUGCAUUGGACUGGAACAAAGAAUCAGCUCAAAAGAUGAAGGAUAUGAUCUUGCCAGUUGCAAGACAAGCCAUGAAGCAAGUUACUGAAAUUAUGUCAAAAGCCAAGGAUUUGGGACAGACCUUCAGCAUGGUAACCAUCGAGAACAUUGGCAAAGAGGCUGUAAAAAUGAUUCGUGUCGCCGAAAAGAAGUUCGAUGAAUUCGACUUUGUCGCAGCCCGGGACAAAAUGGGUGAGGUCAUUGUGAAAGGUUUGGAAAAGAGUGCUAGCUUGGUCCAAAAGGCAUUGGAGCUUUCAAGCGAUGGCUUAAUGGAAAUCCAUAACAAUCUUCCAAUGAUGAUGAAGAGGAUGGAGAAAGUUUCAUUAAAAGCACUUGAGGUGUCACGAUUUGCAAUGGCAGAAGGAAUGAAGAUGACAAAAGCAACAUACGAAUCUCUUAAAGAAGUUAUUGAAGCUGGACGUCCUGUCGCAAGGUUGGCAUGGAAGCUUGCUAAGGAAUUCAAAAUCCAAGGAAAAACAGCUGAGCAGAUCGCAGAAGAACUUACAAUGACGACAAAAAGAAUUAUCCAGUCAUACAAGGAGAAUAUGUCGAAAAAGAUGGAUGUAAUCAUUGCUGAUAUGACAAAGUAUGUGCGCAGCGUGAAGUUCCCUUUCACUGAUGCCAAAGUUUACAACAUCAUUGUAGAAUAUGUGAAAAUGAUCAGGGACAUUGAUUUUGAGCAGAAGGCACGAGAAAUAACCAGGAUGAUUAUGGAAUACGAAGUAAUGAACCGUCAGAUCAAGGACUAUUUGGAAGAGAUCAAGCAAACGGUGAAUAAUCUUCCAGAGGAGCUGAAAACAGCAAGUAUUAAAAUGAUCAAGUAUGGAAGAAAGCAAGCAACAAAGCUAACCAAAGUGGUGAAAAAGCUAAAGACAUACUUUCAGCCAAUGGUCAACUGCAUUGAAAAAAUAGCACGUUCUACACAGAAACAUUUUGGUCCUUUGGUAGAGAAGGCUGUCAAGAAGGUCGGGAUGAUGUUGAAAGCAGAAUUCAACAAGCUGUAUCUACCACUCAAGGCAAUUGCUACUAAAGUCUGGAUGGUCGUGAAAGAAUUUGCAAUGCCAUUAGUAAAGCCUAUCCAACCUCUGUUUGACGAUAUCAAGCAGCAAAUCAGGGCCAUUCGUCUUUUGGAAAAGGAGAUUGGCGUGGUUUUUGACUUUUACAUGAAAAAGCUGAGUAAGUUCAUCGAGUUAAGAUUCAUCUCCAUGUAUGCAAAGACUGCCAUUGCUGUUGGUCAUUAUACUGAAGCUGCAAAGAAGUUGACCUCAAUGACACUUGAAGAAAUGGCCGAAGCGACCAUAGACAUGUCUACAGCUGCAAUAAAAUCCACUGUCAACUCUCUCAAAGAAAUUGUGGCCGAACGAAAGAAGAUCAUUGCCACGUUGAAGGAUAGAAGCAUGAAGAUGUGGAAAGUCAUCUCUGACCUGACCAGCAUUGCCAUGUCCAGACCCGUUGAGGAAAUGGUUAUCCAGUGCUUGAAAUAUACAGAGAAGUACUCGUUGGUGUUGGUAAAGGAACUGGCUCAGGCUUUGAAGCAAAUCUCCAAGAUUGACAUUGCAACACCACUGCGACAAGCCUGGGCUGAUAUGGAUCUUCUGAAUCAUCUUGGUAGAUAUGGAGUCAACAAAGCCUUUAAUGAUGUCAUCGAGCGUGCCAAGAAAAUCAACUUUGCAGAGUCGGUUGUCAAGGCGUUCAAGAAGACCAGAGAAACUGUUGAAGCUUUCUACAAAAAGUUAGCCGAUGGCAUGAAAGAACUGGAAGUUAUUGUCAAAUAUGUUAAAUCUAUUCCAAAGAAAGACUUUGACACGUGGUACUUGGAAGUUGAAGCUGCUGUUUCAAAAGCCCAGAAGACUGUAUCGAUGGCUGUUUCAGAGAGCUAUGAGAAGGUUGCUGCUUUCUAUAAGAAAGUAUCACAAAGGCUGGUAGAGUUUUCAAAGAGAAUGAACAAAGACUACAUUGCAUCCUUGAAGCUUGUGUAUGCCCUUGUCAAACAGCGGGCUGAACUCGUCUACGAUGAGGUGAAAGAUGAUUGUGCAGUUGUCUAUGAAAUAUACAAGGGUAUUGUCUACGGUGCAGCCAAAGAAAACUACGAGAAAGUGAAACGAGCACUGGCAACUCAAUACAAAAAGCUUUAUGAUGAAAUGACUGAUUUUUACAAGAAGUAUGAAGACAAGACCUGGGAAGAGAUCAGUAUGGAGAUUUAUGGUGGCACCAAACAGGCUUACACUGACAUGUAUGGAAUGGCCGAGCGACAAUAUGAAAAAACAAGUGAGCUGACACUCAAAGUAUUAAGAAAGGCUCAGGAAAUCAAAAACAAAAUCGAGACAUUCGUCAAAGUCAAGGGUAUGAAGUGGUUCAAUGAAGAAUUCAAGCCAAAGGCAGUACAGCUCUACAACAAGGUAACUGUCUACACCAGAGAAAUGUAUAAUGCGAUGAAAAAGAUGUCAAUUGAUGCUUACAAUGAGAUGUAUGCUAGAGUUAUCAAACUUUACGAAAACAACAAGUACCUCAGCAUUAGGCAGCUGGCCAAGAAAGUUGAAGGUAUGUUCAAAGAAAUGGCUCAAAAGUACAAGAAUGUGAUCAAAAAGGUCGCAAAAGAGAACUACACCAAAGUCAAAUCAUUUGUGAUGAAGAUGAAAGUAUCAUUUGAAAAAGAAGUGUUGCCUGUUUUGAAAGAGGAGGCUGUCAGCAUCAUAGAUCAAAGCUUGCGGGCUUCUGUUAUGAUUGCGGAGGAAACAAUAAAAGCAUUCAACCCACAAUUCAUUGCGCUGAAAAACUACUUGAAGAAACUUAACACCAAGUUGGAAAGCUACUAUGAAAGGUCGAUAGUUCUUGCCAAGAGAUUCUACAAAUAUGUCAAGGAAACGGCAAUGGAAAUGUACGAAAAAGGUUAUUUAGAGCUGGAAAUUCAGUACAAGAAAAUGCUCAUGAAUGCAAGGAAAAUGAUGAAACAGAUUGAAGAAAACCCGAAAUAUCAAGAACUGGUCAAAACUGAGAUGUUCACUAAGUCUAAAGAAAUCCUAAGGCAGUUGUCGGAAUUUGUAGCGAAAAAGAUUGAGGAAUUGAAAUCUAGAAUUGAGGAUUUGAAGACCCAUCCUAAAGUGGCUGAGCUAAGAAAGCAGAUUAUGGAUCUUAAGGACCAUGAAACUGUGAAGCAAAUCAUGUCUGCUCUGAGCACUGGUAAAGAAAGCUUUGUCUACACUGCAAGAAAGCUGCAAGACAAGAUGAGACCCUACAUUGCAAGAGCUGUUGCUCUAACUAAAGACAUCCCAGAGUUAGCUACACAAAAAGUUACCUGCUUCAGAGCGGAUCCUGUAGCCUGCUUCUGGAAAGACAUUGAAAUGCUGAAAAACAUGAUCUACAAAGUAAUGUCGUACGAUCUAAAAGAGUUAAAAGCCAUCGUUGUGAGUGCAGCAAAGGAAAUUGCACAUGAUGUGACUGAUGACAAUGCUAAACAGCUUUACCUGACACUUAAAACUAAGGGCACGAAACUGUACGAAGAGCUUGUGAGGAUGAUCAAGACCCUUCCACGUGAUUUGAAGGACAAAUGCACACAGUUCUGCGCAAAGCAAAUGAAGAUGCUAAAGGAGCAGUACAACAAGAUUGUUGCUCAAUGGAAAAUGUCACCAUUGUACCCAAUUUUCGCAAACGAAAUCUGGACUGAAAUUGCGGAGGAAAUCAUGAGCCACGAGAUUGUCGUCGAAAUGAAAAACCUUGCUAAGUAUGGAGCACUUGAAGCUUCCCUGCUUUACAAGAAUGCUGUCAAAUACGUGAUGGACCUUACGAAAUUGUCAAGAGCAAAGAUUGUUGCCAAAUAUAAUGAAAUGGUGCAGAAAUUCAACGAUUUGAUUGAUGAGACAACCCUUGCAGAUAUUGUUGAGAAGGCCAAAGACAUUAAGAAAAAAGUAAUGACUGAAUUUCUGGACAAGGCAAUUGAAUACUACGGUAAGGCAAUAGCAGCACUGAAUGAACGCAAAGAAAGAUACAUUGCCUUUACCAAAAAACAGUUGGCAUUCGCACAAAGCUAUAUUGAGAAGGAAUACCCAAAAGUCUUGCAACAAGUCAAACUUCGAUACGCUGAAUACAUGAAAAUGUUUGAAGAAGCUUUCAGAAAGGGAAUGGAGAAAAUGGUCGAAGCUAAGAACAUGGCUGCCUCAAAAGCAACAAAGAUGUGGAUGGAAUCAACCUUGAGAGCCACAAUGAAAAAGACAAUGAAGAUGACGGUUGGUGAGACGGUUGCAGAGCUGAUGAAAAUACCAGGUGAUGCCAAAAAAAUGUACAAGGACAUUGCAGAAAUGGUCGUUAACAAGUAUCACAUUUAUGCACAACCAUAUGUACAGAAAACAGUGAGUGCUGCUAAAUUCAUUGCAAAUGAAGUCAACGAAACCAUUGUAUUCAUUGUUAGAUACUACGACCUUCAAGGGGCUGCUUUGAGAAGCUACAAGAUGAUACUGAGCUCAGUACCAAAAGUUCCAGUCAUGGCCAAGAAGUACUUGAUCAAAGCUACUAAAACAUCCCUGAAGGCAGUGCACAGUUCAUUGGUUUACGCUGAUAAGCUGGACUUGAGCAUGGAUAAAUUGAGAAGUACCCUGGAAAAGAUGAGAAAUUAUGUCCCUGACAUCAAGAAAUAUGUCACUGUUAAAGUUGGCGAAAGUGGUGUAAGUCUGAGCUUCAUUCACCCAGAGAUCACUCCAAGUUUCAAGCACCAUGCCAAUAACGCCAAGCAAACCAUUAUGACAUACACUGAUAAGGUUAAAGCCAGGACAAUGGCCAUCUCUAAGACCUUGCUCGCUGAACUCAAGGCCAGGACCAUGGAACUUCGUAGCGAUCUAAACCAGAGCUUCUUGGCCCAUACCAGGUUGGGAAAACGUAUUGGGUCAAUUGUGCAGAAUUCGGUCUUGAAAAAGAAGGGUUCAUUUAAAUCGAUCACGAGAUUAAGCAUCAAAAUCUGGAAAACCAUUUUCGAAGAAGCAGCAAAAGACAUUAAGGAAAAUACCAAAAAGACAUACCGCUUCACUUCGUCAGCCGUCUUGGCAGUUCUCGACUCUGAAAGCAUUCCAGAGGCUUACGAAAAGUCCAUUUCAUACUUUGAGAAAGCUAUCAAAGAAAUCAAACCUUAUUUUGAACAAACGGAGAGAUUUGCUCGUUUCAUCAGGCGACUUGCAAAAAAAGGUUUCGAGGAGGCUUGGGGAAAAUUGAGGCCUUAUUACAUCACUCUGAGAGGAGCAGGAGUUUCUGCAACGUACAGUAUGCUAGAAGAUAACCUGAGAGAUGCUUUCAAAAAGAACAUUGACCGAUUCCUUGAGAUUACAAGAGAAAUGGUAAAGAUUUUCCUGACCAAAGAUGAUAUGAAGGUUGUGCAGGAUUACACAGAUGUACACACUGGCAUUUUAGGAAAAUACGCCAAACGGCUCUUCAGAUUCUACAAAUGGAACAAGAUAAUGUUGGAUCGCACUAUUAGGAAGUCAAAGAUGCGAUUCUUAUACCAGAUUUUCAACCCAUUGAAAAAACGUGUUGAUCCAUUCAGAACAUACGCAAUGAUCUAUGGUAAGAGACACGUAAUGACAUUUGAUGGAAAGUACUACGAAUUUCCAAAACACCCAAAAAGCACCUGCACCUACCUCUUGGCACGCGAUGUUGUAAACGGCAACUUCACCAUUCUUGCGCAAGCAGAGAAGAUCAUCGCUGAGACGCCAGACGCCAAGAUCUCCAUCGACAAAUCUGGUGUAGUUGAGGGAGCUAUCAAGUUUACUAAAGCUGGUAUUACUCGCAGUGAAAGAGUGAGGGGAAUCCCAAUUGAAACUGACGGCGUCACAUGCAAAAGAUACAGACACUACAUCAAGUGCGAGUUCAAGCACGGAGUUACACUAAAAUGCAAUGUAAAGCACUUCCUCUGCUCAAUAGAACUUUCUGGAUGGCAUUACGGAAAAUCCCAAGGCCUUCUUGGUACAAACAACAGAGAAAUCUACGAUGAUCUAAAACUUGUAAACCAGAAGAUUACCAACUCUUUGGAGCAACUGGCUAACUCGUGGUUAGUUACAAGGUCAAGUGACUGUUACGUGAAAGAAGCAAAUAACGAGCCACCUAUGUGCAAUAAAACACCAUCAGAGAAAUGCAUCGAGCUCUUCAAGUCGAAAUCAUCACCAUUUGCAAGAUAUUUCAGCGCUGUUGAUCCUCUGUCUUUCCUCAAGACCUGCCAAAUUGACACUGCCGAUUGCGAAGACAGCAUUUCUUUCUGUGAUUCUGUCGCUGCAUACAGAACUGCUCUGAAGAUGCGUGGAAUUUACCCAAUAAAUACCAAGGAAUGUGGCUCCAAGACCAUGGGCAAAACUUUCACUGUGCAACCAAAGAAAGCUAUUGACGUUGUAGUGUUGAUGUCUGCUCGCAAGAGUGCCAUUAAUAAUAAGAAAACGAUUGCUUCGAUGUUGUACAACACAAACAAGAAAUUGCGCCGUUUUGGUUACGACGCUCGCUAUGCCUUGAUCAGUUACGGUGCUGCAGCUAAAGGCGCUUAUGGAUCAAGAAGUCACACUUUCAAUGGAAAGUUUUUCUCUUCUGAUAAUGAUGUUGCCACUGCAAUCAAGAAUAUGGCUUACAUUGGCGAAAAGACCGACAUUAAUGAUUACCAUGAAGCCAUUUUACAAGCCACCAGGCAGCCGUUCAGACCAGACGCAGCAAGGAUGGUAAUCUUGUUCAAAUUUGACACAUACAUUCCGUCCUGGUUCGGUCCUACAACUGACGAAACGAAAUUUGCACUUAAAUACGAAGCUAAUGCAUCGCUGUUUGUGUUCAAUGACUUCAACUUCAAAGACUUCCAAAGAGGAAUUUUCAGUGCCAUCGGAAUCACCAGGAAGAAUGUGUACAUGACGCCAACACUGAAAAUCGAACCACUUUCUAGGCCAUUGCCCAAGACACCCUUCACCCGAUACAUUCAGAGAAGUGGAGGGCUUUUCGCCAACAAGCUGUCAAAAUCAACUGAAAAAGUCUUCACCGCUGCACUUGCCGAUGCAAUGAUCAAUGAUGCAAGAGAUGUUGAGACGACUUGCAGGAGAUGCGUUGGCUCUUGGCAUGGCUUCAAGUGCCUCACUGACAAUACAGUCAAAUGCUGAACUGAUCCUUUAAAACAAAAUACGCAUAUCAUGGCUUAAAUUUUUUCACGAUUUUUAGAUUUCGUGCAUUUUUUAUUUUGCUGUUUUUCUCGUUGUGUUUUGCGAUUGUUUUUUAAACUUUUUUACAAUUUGUACUUGUCACUUUGGAAUGUAAACCUAUCCAUUUAAAGCAUUUUAUAAAACCCCCUGCUUUCAAUCUUUCAUCAGAAAAUUUAUCAGCCAUUGCAUCGCUUGCCAAAAUAACGUAAUGUUAUAGUAUAGAUAUAUCAAUUGCUUCCGUUCGCAGAAUGAAAAAAUCAUUCUUAUUGCAAAGCUAAUUUUUCCAUCCAUAUGUUCUAAGAAAUAAGUAUUUCAGAGAAUAUCAUUUUCCCUUGCAAUUUUAAGCAAUAUGUUUGCAUUUUACAUUUUGUAUGAAGUUUAUUAAAUAUUUUAUAUGUCAAUCUGUUUGUAGCUGAUAUUCAGAAAUCAAUUACAUGAGCAUUAA